This is a messenger RNA of Cynoglossus semilaevis (tongue sole), 1683 nucleotides long. It is a transcript of the gene tmem263, whose product is annotated as transmembrane protein 263. Bases 404 to 769 code for a protein of 121 amino acids. The transcript has 3 exons. NCBI's taxonomy places the organism in Eukaryota, Metazoa, Chordata, Actinopteri, Pleuronectiformes, Cynoglossidae. The record is from RefSeq and is a predicted model, not a curated record.
UCUAGAACGCGCUGGACCACACGUCACUUCCGCUCCGAAAAAGAUGACCGUGUGAGAGUUUUUUGUUGGUAGUGUUGACACUCAGAAGUAUUAUCCGGUGGCUAAACAAGUUAUAAACAUAUUUGUGUGCAUAACUUGUAUAGAUCGUGUGUGUGUGUGUGUUCGUGUAUAUCCCCAACAGCCCCAUAAAAAACAAACCUAAUAGAGUGAGUCAAUAACAGUGUGCUUCUGUGUGACUCCCUGGGUGGAGACUGACAGCUACUCCCAAAACACAGACAAACACAGCUUCACCUUCAGCGGCCGCGCCUGCACACACAAACGCCUCCCUGUUUGCGCUACUUUUCUGUGUUCCAGUAUCUACUGCACAUUCGUUGAAGAGGAUUAUUCUUACGAAAUACGAGAGAUGAGUCAGGCAGAGCAGGUGCCUGAGGACGCACCUGCAUACCUCAACAAUGAGCCAGUAGCUACAGAUAAUAACAAGGAUCACCCUCAGUCACCGCCGGGCAUGUUGGGCCGAUUGGCGGGGGGCUUGUACGGAGCCACAAAGGGAGCAUUAGGAGCAACAGUGGGUGGUGUAACCUGGAUAGGAGGAAAGAGUCUGGACCUCACAAAAACCACCAUCAGCACUGUAGCUGCCGUCCCUGCCAUGGGAGUGGGGCUGGUCAAAGGAGGGGUGUAUGCUGUAGCCGGAGGAGUGACGUCUGUUGGCUCUGCAGUGGUCAGCAAAGUUCCCAUAGGUGGAGGGAAAAAGAAGGACAAGUCUGACUGAGAGGAAAAGCAGGAGGAUGAAUCCACACCUGGGUCGUGUGAUCUUGCAUGUUCUGGGGAAUGUAAUAUGUAUGAUGCUCUUAUAUGCUUGACAGACAUCUCAUGUUAUUACAAUGAUGCAUCGUUUCACAAGGCACAAAUUCAGGAAGACUGCCUGACUUUUUGUGUUCGUGAAAAUGUAUGUAAUGUAAAUCCUAAGUCUCUGAUUCAAAUGCCCAUGCAUCAUUUUUAACAUGAGCCACAAUGGUAUUUUCCAACAGUUAAACCUUUUGCUUUAAUUCACUAAAGCACAGAGAGCAACCCAGACUGCACUUAAAUGUGACUUGCGAGACAAUCAGUAAUCAACUAUAACUGACAUCAGGUGUUUGCUGACAGUAUUUACCAGCAGCUAACAAACACCCAAGUGCUACUGGUACGGUGAAGCUGUAAAUGUUUGCAUGGUAAGCUCACUCAAAAUUCAAAAGUUUUUUAGUCACAAUUUUUGUACUUUUGACUCUAACGUCUAACAGAUUGCUUGUGGCUGGAUAUCUGAAUGAGUGUUCACACAGUACCGUACUUGCCUAUUCUCUUUUAAAUAGUUUAUCUCUGUUUAUCUGAUCGAACCAAACGGUAUGAAUCUAAAGCUGGAUUUUAAGACACUGGUUAUAAUUAUCAAACAUUAUUAAAGCUAUACCUGUUAAGCUGAAUAGGCUGCAAACUAACUGGAAGUAGUAUAUUGAAGUAUAUAGCAUAACAUAAUAUACAGAAAUGAUGCAAAAGCUUAUAUUUCAAUUUUACAAUAAUGCAUUGCAAAAACAUCCUUCUCUUACUAUGGUGAGACUUAGACUGUAUUGUAGCCAAGGUUGUAGGUGUUUCUGAAGAACAGGCAGUAUGAAUCUGUAUAGCAUCACAAGAAAAUAAAGGUGAUAUACGGCA